Nematostella vectensis (starlet sea anemone) is the source of this 2582-nucleotide messenger RNA. Its product is annotated as tyramine/octopamine receptor. Gene Ontology annotation, biological process: G protein-coupled receptor signaling pathway. Gene Ontology annotation, cellular component: membrane. The coding region runs from base 637 to 1632 and encodes 331 amino acids. Gene Ontology annotation, molecular function: G protein-coupled receptor activity. The record is from RefSeq and is a predicted model, not a curated record. The transcript has a single exon. Lineage: Eukaryota; Metazoa; Cnidaria; Anthozoa; Actiniaria; Edwardsiidae.
GGAAUAUUUCACGCCUUCAGGAGCUUCCAGUAACUAGUUGCUUUUAUGAGCGUUAAGGAGGCCUCAAAAUUACAAUAAAAGGAAAUAUAAUUCAUUUAAAACCGCGAAACAAAUAGAGGAAGGCUAAGGGUUAAUUUGUUUGCUGAAUUGGUGAGUGAGGGCGCCGAAGACAUUUUCACACAUCCAAAGGACUCAAAGGAAUUUGAAUAUAAAACUGCACCGUCCAUACAUCCGGCUCCCACCGAGAGAAGAAACCUGAAACCAAGCAACAAAACAGAAAAGAAGCUGAACAAGGGAAGAAGAGCUGGACAACGAAGUACAAGUUAUGUGAAAUAUAGAUAAUUUCCCAAUCUAUUUCAUGUCAUUAAAACAAGAUUGUGUCAUAACAAGAGCAUAAAAAAGAAGUAUAAAGACAAAAGAGAGGGGCAAUCCGUGGCAUUAAACAUAAAAAAGGAUAGGAAAUCAUCUGCUUUAUACAGCUUGGCUUUGUUUCAAAAGGUAGCAACUACUGGGCUGAAGACAAUACAGCAAAAAAUACUUAACAGGAAAAACGAUUGGGAGAGCCUGUCAAUGUGAAUAAGGACACCUGCUUUUCAGCUAUCAAUAUAUCUCUUAACUGAAUCAGCUCAGUUUAAAAUGGAGGAUUGCUCAGGCGAACUAGAUCCAGUUGUGGCAAUUGUUCUGACAAUUUUGAACACAAUUUUGGCUGUGUUUUCUACUGCGGGAAACGCAAUUGUUCUCAUAGCCAUAUGGCGCACUUCGUCUCUCCACUCAACCUCUAACUAUUUCAUUGCUUCUUUGGCAGCCGCCGAUCUUUCGGUAGGAUUUAUUAUCAACCCACUUUGGGUGGCAAAAAGUGGACUGAAUAUUUGGGAAAACAAUCACUUUUUGACGAUAUUCACGGAAUUUAUGUCAGUGCAGACUUUGGUAACUACCACGUUUAACUUGGCAGCCGUAAGCGUGGAUAGAUAUGUUGCGGUGACAAAUGUUUUCCGUUAUCUUGAGAUUGUCACCAAAAAACGAUGCAUCAUAUUAAUCACUUUUAUCUGGAUUUUUUCGCUCGCCUUUUCUGCACUUCGCUUCACCAUUUCGGACCCGCUAAUGUUGCCUUAUUUAUGGAUAGCUGUGUCCGUAAUAUGCUAUACCAUCCCUUUUACUAUCAUUGCUUAUUGCUAUUACAAGAUCUUCAAGGUAGCCAAAAGGCAGAGUCGUCAAAUCGAAAUGACUGAAAAUUCGGUAGGUGGAACUACAAGAUCAAACGAGGAGGCAAUCAAAAGGGCAAAGAAGAAUCGCAAAGCAGCAUACACAAUCGGAAUUAUAAUAGGCCUUUAUUUAGUUUUUGCCCUGCCUAGUAUGAUAAUCUCUGCGAUACAGCUCUUGACUCCAGAUGAAUGCCUUAAACUGAAAAUCAUCCGCGCUUGGUUCUGGGGCGCUCUGGUGUCAUUCAGUUCAUCGGCUUUUAACCCUUGGAUUUACGCUGCGAGAAAUACGGAGUAUAGGAGAGCUUUUCAGCAAGUGUUAGGGUUUUGUGAAAAGCUUAGUCUGAAGAAGAGAAAAGUGAAGCCGAUAGAUAUUCCUGCAAAGAGAGAUAAUGAUGAUGUUGACGAUUUGCCUAGACCAGAAGUAACUUAGGGCUGGGAUGCUCGUCAAAGAAACCCUAGGAAUACGUUUACGUAUUAAAAUACCCUAAAAGGAAACCCAAAAAAAGAAAAGAAAAUGCUAUUCUAAAAUUUGAAAGUGUUUUAGCAACUUGGGUGUCAUCUACAGCGUCCACGCCUUAGAGAAUUUGACCAACAAGGAAUAAAAGCACCCAAAAAAGAUACCUGCCUUUCCAUAGUGCUGAAUUGUGAUUAAAAAAUAUCAACCCAUAAGAUACGAGGAGUAUUUCUCGGAAGCAGGAAAAUAUAAGCAAGAGGACGCAAGAAAUUGUUGGGAGAUAAUAUACAGGCUUUAAAAAAACGACAGUUAAAAUAAUUAUAGUAUAGAGUAGUUAUAAUCGCUUUUUUUAGAGGUUAGAAGAACAGAAAUCCUUAGUGUCAGAAUCUUAGACAAAGUAGUAAAUUAGCAACAAAAGAGAUAAUGCAAUCUCCCUUAUUUCUUAGUUUUAAUUAAUAUUUAAAAAAAUAACGAUCAUUUUAAUCUCAAAGAGUUGAGUUUCAAGGUACUGUCAAUCACUAAAAAAUGCAAAGUUGGCGUUAACAAAUCAACUAUUUAUUAGUUUCAUUACAGCCCUCUUAUUUGUCCCGUGCGAAGUCAUAUGAUACCGCAUGAAUUGAGAUUUGGAAUAGCACUGUGAAUAGUUACUACAUGUGGAUGUAAGCAAUCAGUUGAAUCCAACCCGCUUUCUCAGCAGAAUUAAAAUUGGAUAAAAGCAUGACAAAAGCGCAUUAAAACAAAAAAAGGCUGCUUUUCCUACAAAAUGCGUUUCAAAUUACUUAGUAGCGCAUUAUGACUUUUUCUGACGUAAGUACUUUGUGAAUAGAUUACGCAAAACUCUCCGAAUACCAUGGACUAAAAAAAGUACACCUCUAGAAUAAAGUCUAGCUCAAGCUAGAAUAAAGACACUUCCUAUUUCCGCCCAA